AAUUCGAAACCCUGCGCAUGUGCGACACGCAAUCAGCUGGAGCAGAAGAAAUGGCUCCUAGCACUCGGUCAGUGGUGUAAUUCGCUCAUUAACAGCAAAAAUUCCCUCGAAUUAUGUGAUAAAAACCACUUGGGGCACCUCCGACACAGCCCUGGCCAACGAGUUGUGAGUAGCGAUGUGAAGGAGUCUCCCAGCCCCCACGAUGGCCACCAUGAUGUACCCCACUUUGACCAAGUCGCAAAGCAUGCGUUCGAAGCGCAAGUCUGCAGUGGAGCUCCUCGCCGAGAGUAAGCCCUUCUACGUGAAGUCAGAAAUUGUGAGGGACACCACACAGGCCAUCCCCACGCGGCUGCCCAACCCGGGGCCCCUGGGAUACGGGGGCUACAACAGGAGCAAGUCGGUCAACGUGGCGCCCCACGGAACCAACUACAGGCCCACCACACUGCCCCAGUAUAUGGCCGUAUCCCCCUCCCGCUCCCUGCCACCCCUUUCGCACCGCCGUUCGGUGCAUUUGGGCAGCAACGACCUUCUCCAAAACAAAUUACGGCAGUUGUUAGUUUGUGAUAGUGCGGAGGAAUUAAGUGUCGAACAGAUGGCACCUCUGAGUCCUCCCGCCGAAUACGCACAAAGGUGUCACAAAAGCCUUCCAGAUCUUCACUGCAGAGCUGAACCUAGUUCGAAUAAAAGUAGCAACAAGAGUCUUUCCAAUAGGGACAGUGGGGGCUCCAGUGGACAUUACACGCAACGGAGCGAACCGGCACCGCCCCCGAGACAGUUUUUGCAGGACAGCCGUCGCGACUCCGGCUCCAGCACGCAGCAUAGCGGGGGCAGCUCGUACUACUGCUGCCAGGAGCCCGAUUGCCGCGCCCGGCAAGCUUACCCACCCCCCUCGACUUUCAAGCGUCAGAAAUGCCUUCGAUACAAACGUGAUCGGCCAAUCCUUCGCUCGAAAUCGGACAUCAGCGACCGGUAUUGGCGCCCCCCGGAGCAGCCGCCCACCAGCCACCUGGAGCAGUUCUUCGAGCACCUGGGGAUGACCAGCGACAGCUACGAGGAGAUGCUGACCAAUAGCCGGUCGUCGGAAAGCCCCGUCUUCUUCUCGGACGUCUCCACCGUGGACUCCAGCAGACCGCUCGACAAUGUCGAUUACUGCCCCUCGUCGUUCAGAACCAGCGAGCCGCCUUCGAUAGUCGAACGCAAUGCCCGCAUCAUCAAAUGGCUGUGUAACUGUCGAAAAUCGCAGUUGACGUGAACGUACAUUCCUCACAAUCACACAAAUGACGCGCGCGAAUUUAUACAUUCAUAGCAUUUUAAUUCUUUGGGGGGGAAGUACCGCAGUGUGGCACGAACAAUAAUUCGAAUCAAUCAAAGCGACUUGACACGUACCAAAAUUUCUGUUGUGAUAAUUUUUUGUUGUUUUAGGUAGGAGCGAAAAACGGGAAAGAAUAAACUGCUAUGAGGCGCAACGGACAGUUUAGCUCGAACAACGGUUUGUUGAGUGAAUUAAAUAUUUUUUAUUGUUCCAAACAUACUGUGCGUCUAGUAAAAACUAUCCUUAUCCAUUUUUAGUUGCAAAUUGCUCAAAUGAAACCAAAACUGCCUUUGUAAUUGUCGUGGCCGCCUAGGUCAUGCGAUUUGUAGUGAUAGUCGUUAUCAGUAUUUUAAUCAUUCCCUCCUUUUUAUUUCGAUGUUUCACUCGACAAAGAUUCAGACAAUAAGAGCUAAACUGUGCGUUGGCAUUCCCACAAUGUCACUGUUUUGACUCGUUGUGUGUUCUAAUGUAAUUAGAUGACUAAACUUUUUUACUUUGAGAAGUAGAACGAAUUUCUACGUGGAUCAAUAUAUUACUCGAUUAAAAGUGAUAACAAUAUGCUUAUUAAGAUACGAAUGUUUCUUCAAAGCUAUUAUCGAAUUCGUGUAUUGUGAAUAAACAUAAUCAGUGAUGAAUUAGCAAUGUUGAAUAUUUAAAUGUAAUCAUGUUUAAUUGUUUUCCUUACAUUCGCACGUUGAGGUGUCUGAUCUGUUUCUCUCUCACAGUAUUUUUUCGGCUUGCCUAAUCGUUUCUUAAAUAAUUUAGCAAUAAUCCCGAAUUAAUCAUAGGUUUUAUCGAGCUAACAGCUCCUGUUAAUCAGUUAAUUGAAAUAAUAUGUUUAACGUUUUUAUAGUUUGGGUCAAAUUAACACGAACGUGUUAAUUAAUCGCGAAUACAUGUGUACAUACAUAGUUAUAGCUUCUAGUUAAGUACCCAUGUAAUGGACUGCUGUUAGUUACGGUGCUGUGCAUCGAUUCUGUCUAGUCUGUACUUAAAUUCUCAUUGUUUCAAUAUAGAGCAUAGCUAUGUUUACUUAAUUCUUACAAAAUAUAUUAUUCUGCAAUA
Messenger RNA from Tribolium castaneum (red flour beetle), 2377 nucleotides. RefSeq lists its product as uncharacterized. The record is from RefSeq and is a predicted model, not a curated record. Bases 203 to 1252 code for a protein of 349 amino acids. Lineage: Eukaryota; Metazoa; Arthropoda; Insecta; Coleoptera; Tenebrionidae. The transcript is spliced from 4 exons.